AUGCGACUCAUUAAGCGUCGCGCACCCAUCACGCUGGUGUUGCCGUCGUUCCCCUUCAAGUCGCCGAACUCGGCCGACAAAGUGCUGGGCAAGCUGCCAGACCGCGCAGAAGAGCUGUCCUUGGCUCGGCUCGAGCGCUUCUGCUGUCAGGUGGAGGAAGCAUAUCCUCCAGGAUGCAAGAUGGUCAUCUUCAGCGACGGUCGUGUCUUCAACGACCUGCUUGGCGUGAGUCUGAGUGACCUGCGUGCAUUUGAGGACGAGCUGCAGAAGAUGGUGGAGGAGGCCGGCCACACGCACAUUUCCUUCGACUCGAUGGACAAUUACGUGAAGAACGUGGCCGACCCGAUUCCCGAGAUCCUCGAGCGCUUCAACGUGCUCCACAUGGACUUCGACGCGCGCAUCAAGACGGAGCCUGCCAUCCGCAACACGUACUGCUCCUUCUGCAAGUUCCUCGAGCGGGACUUGGCGCCCCAGUGGGUGGGCAUGUCGCGAACGGCCAUGAAGCGAAGCUGCAGCAAGAUCGCCAAGCAAAUGAUGCACCGCAACGUCGGCUUUUCCGCCUUGGUGGACGACUCGUACCCGGAUGCACUACGUAUUUCCAUUCACCAGUACAACAAUGCCGGCCCUAAGUUCGGCAUCCAUCUCAUCCCGCAGAAGUCUGGCAAGCCUCGCACCCCCUGGCACUCGGCCAUCUGCGAGGAUAUCGAUGGGACCCCGCACACAGUUGAUCUCAAGGACGUGGACGAGGACAAGUACGACCUCGUCUACAAGCACGGCCGCAUGUGGGGGUUCGUCGAGAGACCUCCGUGCACGCCCGAAGAACUCGCACAAUGGGCCCCGCUGCACGUCGAGCUCGUCCGCACCAAAAUGUUCAUCAUCGCGCGCGCCAUGGAGGGAUUCCCGGCUCCGUCCAUCAUGGACGUGCCGCGCGAGGCCAUCCGCAGCCUCGUGCUCAAGUACGGCGUGGUGACGCUGCGCGGAUUCAAGCAGGACGACGACUUCGAGACGGCCACGGAGCGCUGGGGCGACGUGCUGCAGUGGCCCAAGGGCACGUUCGCGGCGGGCAACAUCUUCGACAUCAAGACGGAGCCUGGCACCGCAUUGCCCGCGCAGACGCUCGAGGCCAUGUCGUUCCACUACGACGGCAUGUUCAAGAAGAAGACACCCGACGCCACGGAGCUGGGCGAUGCGCCCGUGUUCAUGUUUUUCCACUGUGUCGAGGCGGCACCGCCCGAGGACGACCCGAAGCACGGUAACACCAUCAUCACGGACACGCGCCGCCUGUUGUCGUCGCUGCCCGAGUCGACGGUGGAGCGUCUCAAGAAGAUCUCGCUGCAGUAUUGCACGUCGCUCUUCAAGCAGCAAGAGUUUGUGCACACGUCUCCCGUGGUGGUGACGCACCCGAUGACAGGUGAGCUGGCGCUGCGGUAUCACGAGCCGUGGGGGCCCGAGAAGACCAAGAUGCACCCAACGUACGUGAAGUCGGUGGGCUUUGACCCGAAGUCGAACGACAAGGACGAGGACGCCGACUUCGUCACGGAGACACUACGGCAGCGCCUGUACUCGGAGGAGUUCGCUCACUGGCACCAGUGGGUGAAGGGCGAGUUCGUGGUCAUGGACAACAUCUCGCAACUGCACGCGCGCACGAAGCUGGGUAUGGGCGGCCGCCACAUGCGCCGCAUCCACUUUAACUGA
Messenger RNA from Phytophthora sojae, 1695 nucleotides. RefSeq lists its product as hypothetical. NCBI's taxonomy places the organism in Eukaryota, Oomycota, Peronosporomycetes, Peronosporales, Peronosporaceae. The transcript has a single exon. Bases 1 to 1695 code for a protein of 564 amino acids. The record is from RefSeq and is a predicted model, not a curated record. Gene Ontology annotation, molecular function: oxidoreductase activity.